Molecule: messenger RNA, 3484 nt
Organism: Malaya genurostris
Lineage: Eukaryota; Metazoa; Arthropoda; Insecta; Diptera; Culicidae
Exons: 1
Coding region: 44-3052 (1002 amino acids)
Cellular component (GO): extracellular region
Molecular function (GO): chitin binding
Source: RefSeq, a predicted model, not a curated record
UAGUCUUCGUUUUCAAGUGCAAGUGAAUUAACUGUUGACAAAAAUGCUUUUGCUAUUGCUACUCACAAUAGUAGUAACAGUAGUAGUCCCAUCACCGUUGCAAUCGAUUUCCUAUGAAUUAGAAGGUUUCUGCAAUGGUAUCACUGCGGGAAUAUUUCCUCAUCCUGAUCCCGCUUUGUGCUACAUGUACGUGUCUUGUGUAUUCGAGCGGACAAUCGUGUAUCAAUGUGCUGAAAAUUUUGUUUUCAAUCGAGAAAUUUUCGAAUGUGAACCCGGCAAUUGGGAUGAAUGUACAGAACCGGAAGUCACUCCCGACCCAGAUCUGGAAACAAUUUGUUCUGAUGUAUCUUUCGGGGUAUUUGAACACCCGAAUAAUUGCUCCAAGUUCGUGUUUUGCGAGCUGGGAAGCCCGAGCGUAAUAGAGUGUUUGGAAACAGAAAUCUGGUGGCAAAAAGAUGGCGUAUGCUUGUUUGGAAACCGGGAAACCUGUGAACCAGGUGAUAUUUUCUGCAUGGGAAGACCAGAUGGAGUGAUUCCACAUCCCAACGGUUGUGAGUUCUUUAUUGAGUGCAUCGAUGAGCGAAGUACAGAGCUGGAGUGUUCACGAGGUCAAAUAUUCUCAUAUGGGCUAUUAAAAUGUGUGGUUGGAAGUGCUGAAACAUGCCGAUCCCUGGUGGAUGUUUGUGUACAACAACCGGGAGAGAAUUACCCGCAUCCGGAUUUCUGCGAUUUGUUUAUCAGGUGUGAUGGUAGUGAAGCGAUUCUCGCUGAAUGUGGAGAAAACGAAAUAUUUCGACCGGAUAUUCGAUUCUGCGUUCCAGGAAAUGCACAGACCUGUGUUGCGAGUAGACCAGAGGAUGCUUGUCGAGGCCGAUCUGACGGAAUUAUUCCGCAUCCGGAUGAGUGCAAUUUGUUCAUACGUUGCGAAAAUGAAAAAUCGACAGUUGAAAGCUGCCCAACGGGAAAUAUUCUACGACCAGACUCGUCGACAUGUGUUGCAGGAGAUUCGGAAACCUGUCAGCUUUUAGAUGGAGUAUGCAUUGGACUUCCGGAUGCGUAUGUCAUUGAGCAUCCCAUCUAUUGCGAUAUGUUUAUUUGGUGUAGUGGCGGACAAGCGCAAGUUCAUAACUGCCCAUGGGGAGAAAUAUUACGUCCCGAUAUGCAAUUCUGUGUCCCGGGUAAUCGCGACACCUGUGAGCCUGAUCCCAUCGACGAAAUGUGCAAGGGACGUCAAGGACCAGUUAUAUAUCCGCAUCCGUAUAUCUGUUAUCAAUUUAUAAUAUGCGAACAGGAAACACUACACAUUCACACAUGUGAAGAGGACACAAUCAUUCGACCAGGAACAAUCCAAUGUGUUCCUGGAAACAAAGAAUCUUGUCUACUUUAUACAGACUUGUGCAUUGGUCGACCAAAUGGUGUCAUACCGCAUCCAUCCCGGUGUCAGCUAUUCAUAAAUUGUGUAGAUGAACAGGUUAAUAUCGGGUCUUGUCCUGAUGGUCACAUUUUCGAUUCGACAGAGUAUAGGUGCAUUCCGGGCAAUACGGAAACAUGCGAUAACCUGGACAAUUACUGUAUUGAUCAACCGGAUGGAGUGAUACCACACCCGAAUCGGUGCGAUUUAUUUAUGCUAUGCAGCGAAGGUGUCACUUAUGUUCAAUCUUGUCCCUGGGGAGAGAUUCUUCGACCAGAUAUGCAGUUUUGCGUACCCGGUGACAGCGAUACUUGUGAAGUUCUCGAUAUUGAUGAAAUGUGCGAAGGUCGUGAAGGACCUGUAAUUUAUCCGCAUCCCGAGGACUGCACUUUGUUGGUAGUUUGCCGCGAUAAUCAACAAACGUUACAACCGUGUCCGGAAGGGAAAAUUCUACAGCCGGGAACAAUGAACUGCGUAGCUGGAAACACAAAGACUUGUGAACUUUAUGUCGAUCAGUGUGUAGGAAUAAAAAGAGGUGUUCUUCCUCAUCCAUCGAUUUGUCAUCUUUUCCUUCGAUGUGAUUCUGGGCAGACAUCAGUUGAAACAUGUGCCCGAGGAACAAUUUUCAAAGCUUCUUCCAAUGGGGGAGAAUGCAUUGUCGGUGAUAGAGAGACUUGCGAGUAUUUGGAUGACAUAUGUGUAUCGGUUUCUGAUCGAGUUAUUCCACAUCCAAAUUACUGUGAUCUUAAAAUCGAAUGUCGCAAUGGCGAAUCGUAUAUGUCGGCCUGUUUGGAUGGACAAAUUUUGCAUCAAAAUAUGCAAACUUGCGCUCCUGGAUCUUCGAAUGAUUGUGAACUUUAUCCGAUCGAGGACAUGUGUUUAGGACAACAGCAUGCCAUUUUCCCUCCGCCGGAUCAGCAUCAAUGUGAGGAGUUUGUAAUUUGUUCCAAUGGUCUGGCAAACGUACAUUCGUGUGGCUUAGGAACAGUUCUUCGGCCUCGUUAUCUGGACUGCGUACCAGGGAAUAUAGACACCUGCGAAUAUUUUCCUCAUCUUUGUCUGUUCCGACCAAAUGAAAACAUUCCACAUCCAACCAGGUGUGAUUUGUUCAUAUCGUGUGUUUCCGAAGUAGCUCACAUCGUACCUUGUGCAAGAGGCGAAACAUUUGCUCCUGAAAUCGGUCUUUGUGCACCAGGCGAUAACAGUACUUGCGAAAGCUUUUUUGAAGUUUGUGAUGGGCUAGAAACAGCUAUUUUAGAACAUCCAACCCAUUGCGAUUUGUUUAUAGUGUGCAUGUCAGGACUACCUGUAGUGUUUGCCUGCUCCGUGGGACAGAUCCUGGACCCGGAACAAUUGCUUUGUUUGCCGGGAAAUGCUGAUACGUGCGAAUUGUUCCCCAUACCAGAUCCGAAGUUUGCGCCUGUUGACGAACUGCACCAGAUGACGAACUGCACAGCGAGUAAAACGAUAGAUGACAUUUGUGUACGAUCGGGAACGUACAACGUGCCACAUCCAUUUGAGUGUCACAAGUACGUGCAGUGCAUUUCGCGAAAAGCUCGGAUUCGCGAUUGUCCCAAAACGCAUGUAUUCAAUCCACUAGUAAAUACUUGUAUAUUUGGUAAUCGAGAGAUGUGUAAAUAAAAAGAUUUAGUGUACUGGCAUUCUCGUACGGUUAACUUCCUUCGUCGUGUGGAUUGAUAUCACCUGAUAAAUCAUCAAUCAUCAAAGUAAACACUGAUAACACUGCUCAACAGUCUUAAAAGAUGUAGCAAGAAAGCGGGGAACAUUCCAACCGCAACGGAGAUUUUUUUAUUUUUUUACGAAAAUAAAGUUAUGACCCUAAAUAAACGAUAUGACCCUUAUAAACAAUUCAAUAGUUAGCUUGAUAGUUAAACAGCUACGUAUGUAUUCUUUUAAUAUGAAUGUUCAGGAAAGUAUUUUAUUCUUUACUUAUUUUUGAAAAUAUUAUGAUAAUCGACUUUUAAAUCAGAACAAAAUUCCUUACUGGUCACGACACAUAGAAAUAAAAAUUCUAAAUAAAAUAUGUAAUCGGUUUGGCGUUUGAGCGAUUAG